UGCUGAGCCCAAAGCAGCCAUCGCGAACAGUCGCGAUGAAAAUGGAGCCGUAUAACAGAGGUAGUUUAGCCGAACAAAACUUCAAUAAGUACUGAUUAAGGUCUAGAAUGAAAGCUAAAAGCCCGCACUAAAGUAUGGGUAUAAUACUUUUUCUCGUUGAUACUUCGGCGUCUAUGUCUCAGAGGACAUUCUUAGGAACUACACUCAUCGACAUCGGUAAAGGUGCUGUUGAGACGUUUAUAAAGCUGAGGCAAAGGGACCAAGGAAGCCGUACAGAUCGAUAUAUGUUGAUGACGUCCGAUGAAAUCGGCGCCAUUAAGGCUGGGUGGAAAGAAAAUCUUGCGACAUUCAUGAAUGAAUUGAAAAACCUUCAAGCAACUGGAUUGACAAAUCUCGGCUCUGCUAUGAAGCAAGCAUUUGACUUGCUUAAUCUCUAUCGAUUGCAGUCUGGUAUUGACAACUAUGGCAUGGGUAGAAAUCCCUUUUAUCUAGACCCAGCAAUGGUGAUAUGCAUUACGGAUGGUGGAAAACUUUCGUCGAUUGAUCGUGUUCAUCAAACGUUGGAACUUCCACUUGAACCUCGUGCCCCAGGAAGUGAGCUUACUAAAGAACCAUUUCGAUGGGAUCAGCGGUUGUUCUCAUUGAUAUUAAAAUUUCCUGGAAGUCCAAAUGGGUUUGAUAGAACUGCUGGGGUCAAUGCGGAUGUGACUAAUGAAUAUUUGAUUACACCAAUGUGUGAUGCUACUGGAGGACGAUCUUAUAUAAUCACCACUCCAAAGUCUUUGUCAAACGUCGUUGAUGCUCUUGUGCAGAAAUUUCAAAUGGGAGUUGUUAUAAAUUUUGAAAAGAUUGGAGGUCCCGAUAAACCUGCUGAAGCCAACUCUUCAACGGUGAAUUCCGACAUGGAAGGUGAAGGCAAGCCAAAGAAUCAUGCCAAUGUAUCAAAGCCACCUAGCGACAUGUCUGGGCAGCCGACAAAUGAUGAUGCAGGACAAUCACGUGAUGAACAGCAAGCAUCACGCAAUACAUCUUCUCCUCUACCACCCACUGUGCUGAAUAAUUUAUGGUACAGUUGCAGGAGGUUGAUAUACAUCAAGACAAAUCCUAAAGUCAAUACUCCUGUUGGCCAUUGGCCAAUUCCCGAAUCAUUUUGGCCCGAACAUUCCAUGUCUCAGUUAGAACCUCGAGAUGCCGAUCCCACGGUUCUGUUUUCUUGUGUAAAUUCCGAACCAAUGGUGAUGGAUCUUCUGCCGUUUGAUAAAUAUGAAUUGGAACGGUCGCCAUUGACUCAAUACAUCUUGGAAAAUGUUAAACCAACUCAUUGUUGGCAGACUUACGUGUCAGGAAGUGGAAAGAACAGCGAAUUGGGAUAUCCCUUUGGUUACCUCAAAGCAAGCGUGAAUUUUCAAGCAGUCAAUUUAUUUGUGAUGCCGUAUAACUAUCCCAUUCUUAUUCCUCUUCUCGAUGAGCUGUUUAAAGUGCUUAAAUUAAGUCCCACUCCAAAGUGGAGACAGCUUUUCGACAAAUAUCUCAGCGAUCUACCAAGCUACUAUAUCGUGCCACUUAGAACGGCUCUCCGUCGAAUGGGUGCGAAUGUAAAUCUGCUUAUACCCGAUCACGUUGAAAGCUCAUCUUCUUUGAGUAACAGUAUUCAAAGCUAUCUGAAGAAAUUAAAACAACAGGCCAAGGUUGAAGCAGAUAAAGUCUUGUCUGGCAUCGGAAAGAAGGCUCCUGGGGAGUUUGGAAGACCUGUUUCCCAGAUCAAUAAUAGUCCAUUAUCACCUAACAGUCUACAGAAGCGAGACUUUCACGAAGUUUUCCACAACAUUCCGAGCUCUCAGCCGAGUACAAUUCCAGAAAUUGCCAAUGUGACAAACCUUCCUGACUUUAAAGAGCUACCGAAGAUGCAUCAAUACAAGAAUCCGUUUGACAUCAAACGUUCUGAGCUGUUGGAUCAACUUGCUCGAAUGCGAAUCAAUUUUUUUCAUACGGCACCCACAGCAACAAGACUUCAAGAUCAAGAUUCUAGGCACAGUAUAGCAAUCAGCCAGAUGGGCAAUUAUCAGGACUACUUGAAGCAAACAAGUCCUUUGCGUGAAUUGGAUCCUGGUAUGAACAGAGCUCACAUGUUCGGCAAUCCAUUCAAAUUGGCAAAGGAUCAGCCCAUGAUGGUCGAUGAGGCAGAUGUAGUGAACGAAGCCGUAGCGGGAGGCGGAUCUUCUCGCAAGCGUCGUGACAUUCGGUCUCCGUCACCACGCGACCGACGUCGGAAACCCGAUGUGAAUCCUAAUAAUUCAAAACGACCGACCCAACCUCAACCGAUGCAAGAAAAUGUUCACCAACCAUUGCCACCAAUUACGCCUCCACUUUCGAAUUUUGGACAACCACCCGUAAUCACUGGCGAGAAACCUUCCAGCCACAAUGUGAAAGCACCUGUACCAGGAAAGAAACGGAAGCUUCAGGAGGGUGAGGGCUCGAAUGAGCAACGUAAGCAAUCGAAGCCGAGCGUAAAUCCACAACUUCGUAAACUACAACAGCUUCAUCAUAACAAGCAGCAUGGUCAAGCGAGCAGUGCGUUCACGACUGCAGGACAAGCUGGGAUGUCCAAGGAUAAACUGGAAUCUUCAAAGGAUAUAUCGUCAAUAUUACGAAACGCGUGUUUGGGGCCGAAUGCAACGAACUCCAAAGCGCUAUCUAACACGCCAGAAAUCAAGCAAAGUAACCACGAUUUGCCAAACGACAAAAACGAUAAAGUGGGACUGCGUAGAAAAGAAGUUUCAAAGAGCAUAGCUUUGCGGAAGAUGUACGAGAAAAACACCAAACUCCGACAGAUGAUUUGUAAACAGAUACGCACUUUGGGUCAAGAUCCAGAUCCAAUCAUCGGCCAUCUCGAGCAGGUGCAAGGAAGUUUAGAAAAGAGGCGAGAAUUCACGCGAACGAUAAUUGACGAAGCAGCGAGGUUCAAAAAGAACAAACUUGUAGAAAUAUUAAACGUUUGGCUUAAUGGUCAGGAGCAAAAAACUUCAGGACGAAAUCGUCGUGCGAUUAAGAGUGCACUGGUUAUAACUGGUAACAUCAAAUGAAUGCCUAAGAAUCAGUGUUUACCUGCGGGAAUGGCCUGUCAAACAUGUCUCUCUUAAGCUCUCGCGCCCGGCGGUUUCCGGCGAAUAAACGCAAUGCGGAGCUUAAGUGUCUCAAGGAAACUAGGGUUAAUCUACUUAAACAAUCAAGCAAGAAAAAUGUUAUGUUUGAAUAUAUGUUAUGAACGGUCAUUCAAAAGUUUUCUGCGCAGAUGGAAGAAAUUUGAAAACGGUUUCACUGUCUAUAUAUAUUUUCAAUGUAUGUUUCUCAUUCGUAAUACUUUUAUUUGUACAUAUUGGACAGAUUAUGCAGGCAUGCCAUAGAUGGACUUUAGGCGAUUUUUUAUCUUAUAAGAAUUGCUAUCGGUUGGCAUGAAUUCAAUACUUCGAAAACUGCGUUGAAACACAUUCAGUGCUCACGAAAUUAAAUUUUGCUUUUUACUGGUUAAUUGGUCCUGAUUACAAUUCUACAGAUGGAGAACCAUUUUGUCGCCUUCCUCCUUAAAACGUUUUUGUUAUUCUUACAUGAAGUAUAUCUAAAACUGAAAAGUGCCUCGGAUGUUUGCAUUGCUUGUGGUUGUUUUUGAGGCAAUUUUGGGAGCAAGGGUUCACACUUUCCCUUUUUUGUUAUGUGGUACGAGAUUUUGCCGGGGUUUGCUAUCAUCUGCGGAUGUGUUGUAGCUUCUGGCUUAGCUAUGAAGACAGUUGACCGGGUGAUUUUUGGAAAGACACAGCGAUACAAUGUUGAUGUCCUGGAUAUCAUGCUUACUGGACGAGACAAAAGAAUCACACAGUCUGAAUAUGUUCAGAAGGGUUUAGAUGACUUGAAGACAGAGUAACAAAAUUUUGCAUCUGGCUAAUGGUACAAAGCUUGUUAAAGUGUAUAUAUGAUGUACUAAAUAAAGAAUACAAGUGAUUGUGAUAAUCGUUCUUUAAA
Xenia sp. Carnegie-2017 is the source of this 4017-nucleotide messenger RNA. Its product is annotated as integrator complex subunit 6-like. The record is from RefSeq and is a predicted model, not a curated record. Lineage: Eukaryota; Metazoa; Cnidaria; Anthozoa; Malacalcyonacea; Xeniidae. Bases 135 to 3083 code for a protein of 982 amino acids. Gene Ontology annotation, biological process: snRNA 3'-end processing. The transcript is spliced from 21 exons. Gene Ontology annotation, cellular component: integrator complex.